AUGUCUACUUUUACUUCACCCGUUUUAGCACAAACACAAGUUGUUAGUGCUUCGAGUAUUCCACAUCUUGAUUUCAAAAAGACGCAAGUGACUUUCAGUGAUGGGUCUGUUGAGUUUUUUCAACGCCCAUUGGUGCUGAGCCAACUAUUUGACCAUCCUACUUUUAAAAAAUCCGACUUACUUAUUGCUGUUAUGGUGAAUGGCAGAGUGCAUGCAAAAAAUGAAAUUUUAAAAAUAGGUAUUGCAAAUGUCACACCUGUUUGGUUUGACAGUGUAGAGGGUCUUUCUGUUUUCAGGCGUUCGUUGGUGGUCAUAACAGCAUCUGCAGCUUUCAAAGUCUUUGGUUCAGAGAUUGGCAUUGUUUUUGACCAUCAUGUCACUAAUGGGUAUAAGAUCAAAAAGUACAACGAAGAAGAAUUCACACAAGAGGAGUGCGACAACAUCAAAUCACAAAUGACACAGUUGAUUAAAAAUGACGUUCCGUUGACUCACGAAGUUCUUUCGCAUUCGGAAGCAAUCCACUACUUCAAAGAGACCAAUAGACCUUAUUCUCUUUCUUUGUUAGAAAGUAUCAAUGAAGACAAAGUCCAUUGCAGUUGCUGCGACGGCUUUCUUACGUUGUUUUUCAGACCGCUUUUGACGUCGACUGGAGAUAUUGGAGACCACUUUGACUUGAGACUUUCAGCAAAGAAAGACGGCCUAUUACUGAUCUUCCCAUUACCAAACAAACCAAUUCCGAGUGUUUCCGAGAGCAGUGAGUUUCGUCUGAUUUCACAGAGUUAUGCUGAUUCGAAUGAAGUUGCAAAGCAAAUUGGGAUUGAGUGUGUCGGUGAUAUCAAUAAAAGCAUUUUGAAUGGUCCAACCGAAACAGUCUUGAUGAUGGAGAACAGACAGGACUUGGAAAUUUCCCAAAUUGCAGAAAAGAUCUCCGUCAGAGUGAAAAGUGGGGAGGUCAAGUUGGUGAGUAUCGCUGGACCAAGUGCUUCAGGUAAAACAACAUUCUCUAAGAAGCUUGGAGCGCAAUUGAAGUUAAAAGGAAUAACCACUGUUGUGCUGAGCACCGACAACUACUUCAAAAAUAGGGAAGACUCCCCUGUUGACAAAGAUGGAAAUUACGAUUUUGAGUGUCUUGAGUGUAUCAGGUUAGACGCACUCAAUGGGGAUUUGCAGAAACUUUUUAGAGGAGAGGCGAUACACCCCGUGUUGUUCGAUUUUGUUAAAGGAAAAUACUCAUAUGAUACCACCAACUACUUAAAGUUGCCUAAAAAUGGUGUUGUUGUGAUGGAAGGGCUCCAUGGUAUUGAUGAAAACUUGACAGCUGCUAUUCCAAGAAAGCAGAAGUACUUCAUCUUCAUUGCUCCCAUGACACAACUAAAUGUCGAUGAAUACAACUUCAUUGGAAACCAAGUCUUCAGAUUCUAUAGAAGAAUCAUCAGAGAUUAUUUGACAAGAAAUAACACUGCGUCAAAGACAUUUGAAAAAUGGAGGAGUGUUGCAGUGGGAGAAGAGAAGUAUAUUUUCCCUUUUGUCGACAAGGCAGACACAAUUUGGAACUCUGCGAUGGAUUAUGAACCAUCCGCUCUUUACACUUAUGUAUUACCUCUCUUAAAAACAGUCCACGUGGAUGACCCAAAUUAUAACUUAGCUUGUGAUCUUUUAAAAACACUGCAAUUCUUUAUGCCUAUGGACGACCAUAUGGUUGCUAAAACUUCGUUGUUAAGGGAGUUUAUUGGCGGGAGUGUGUAUGAGUAA
Molecule: messenger RNA, 1752 nt
Organism: Entamoeba invadens IP1
Lineage: Eukaryota; Evosea; Mastigamoebida; Endamoebidae
Product: uridine cytidine kinase I, putative
Exons: 1
Coding region: 1-1752 (583 amino acids)
Cellular component (GO): cytoplasm
Molecular function (GO): ATP binding; kinase activity
Source: RefSeq, a predicted model, not a curated record